Molecule: messenger RNA, 816 nt
Organism: Temnothorax curvispinosus
Lineage: Eukaryota; Metazoa; Arthropoda; Insecta; Hymenoptera; Formicidae
Exons: 1
Coding region: 1-816 (271 amino acids)
Source: RefSeq, a predicted model, not a curated record
AUGGUUCGGAAAUUUUGGGAGCAAGAGGAGACGGUUCACUCCCCUCUGCCUCUCACCGACGAAGAACAGGCGUGUGAGGACCACUACGUCCGCACGCACUCACGACUGCCCGACGGGCCCUACAUGGUGCGCCUCCCCUUCAAGAACGCACCGCCAAACCUGUCAGGGACACGACGCAUUGCUGUGCGCAUGCUGCAAAGCAUGGAGCGCAAGACGGACAACGAUCCGGAAUUACAUAAACUAUAUUCAGAAUUCAUGCAAGAGUACGAGGACCUUGGACAUAUGGCUCGGGUGCUGCCGGCUGCCGAAGAACUCGACGAGGCGCAGCGAUGCUACCUGCCACACCACGGGGUACUCAAGAAAACGAACGACACCGUCAAGAUACGUGUCGUGUUCAACGGAUCGGCACGACUAGGCUCCGGUGACUCACUCAACUCGCACCUUCUCACCGGGCCAAAUCUAUUGCCGGCACUAACGGACGUGCUGCUAAGAUGGAGACGACAUCGCUACGUAAUAAUAGCUGAUAUCCAAAAAAUGUAUCGCCAGAUCUCAAUGCACCCUAGCGAUAGAACAUAUCAACGGAUACUCUGGCGACUUAAAAACUCACCCGAGCUGCUAGAGAUGCUACUAACGACAGUCACCUACGGACUAGCGAGCUCGCCAUUCCAAGCAAUCCGAACGAUGCGACAACUCGCCAAGGACGAGCGACAUGCCUACCCUCGGGCAGCGUCCAUUCUGGAGGAGGAGACAUACGUCGACGACGUACUCUCCGGAGCGGACCCGAAGACGACGCAAGGGAUCUCGUCCACGAACUGA